Molecule: messenger RNA, 645 nt
Organism: Colletotrichum spaethianum
Lineage: Eukaryota; Fungi; Ascomycota; Sordariomycetes; Glomerellales; Glomerellaceae
Exons: 1
Coding region: 1-645 (214 amino acids)
Biological process (GO): negative regulation of transcription by RNA polymerase II
Cellular component (GO): ESC/E(Z) complex
Molecular function (GO): protein binding; nucleosome binding
Source: RefSeq, a predicted model, not a curated record
AUGGCCCCGACCACCAUCAAUCCGGCCAACCUUACCCGAUCUGCUUUCAACCCAGGAGUCUCGGCGGAAUGCCCUGCCCCCUACACCCGUCUGAUCGAGUUCCAGACCCCCGGAUGCGGCCCGCAGUUCUUCAUGCGGUUUAAACUGCAUUUCGUCCCUGACCAACAUCCCGUCUUGGCUUUCUGUAACGCCAGCGGCAAGAUCUAUUUCUGGGACUUUGAGCAGAUUACCGGCUUCCACCACUACGUCAACGCUCUCAGGAGGCCGAGGCGAGACGGCGAGGAGCCUGUGUCGAAGCCGAACUGGCUCAAUGCCAUCACCCACAGGAGCACCGGCAACGCCAAGUCGGGGCUGACCGUCCGGGAGAGGAAGGCGGCGGACAAGGUCCAUCGCACAGAACUCGAGCAGGCACCUGAGCUGAAGGGCCAGUUCAACCAGGAGACACUGGACAUGUGGAACGGUAAAUACAGCGUGAGCAACCCUCAAGUGCCUCUAAAGCCCCAUAAGAUAGAGAACUGUGGCGCAUCGACGUUUGUGGGUAGACAGGUGGCGUGGAGUCCGGGAGGCCAGUGGUGUGUCGUUGUGGGCAGCUCCAACUUCGCUCUGGUGCUGCAGAGAUGGGCGCCUUCCAAAAAGGAGGGGUGA